UGUGGAAAUAGAAUCAGUCAGUGGGUUCAAAAGGGAAUUGGAAGAAUAAAUUGUGGGGCUGCGGGGAAGGAACAGGGGAAUGAAACUGGCAGAAUUCGUCUACUGAGAGCAGACAUGGAUUCAAUGGGCUUUAAUGAACCCGUGGUUGUGUUUAAGGUAUUUGAUACACUCAUAUAAAAUUCUUAAAAGUCCCAUGCCCAACACUGACUUCAUAUCCUUGAAGUCUGUUUAUUAUACUCGUCUCUGUAAUUUUCCGGAAGCAUCAACCAGUGAGAGAGUGCUUUUGUUUUCCUUAUGUCGAUGUUUGGUCCGCUCUCUUUAACCAUUCGUAUUCUGAAUAUCCUUCAUUUUUGGUAAACCAGAUCCCUCUUUGCGGCGGCGUUAUAUAGAUGCAAGCUGUUCUUGUAGUUACGCGAGGGAUACGUGCUCCACUCGCAACGCGAUGACAAGUUGUUUCCAGUAGAGGCGAGCAAUUAAACUGACUGUCUGACAUCUCACCCAGCCGAGAGCGCGAGAGAGAGACACCUGCAGCAACUUCAGAUCCCGCUCAUUCCGACCCUACAGCUUCUAGUGAGCACAAACACAGCGGCGAUAAAAGCAUUGCAACCGGUCUCCACCACAGCACUGUACAAAGAUCAAAACUUCCAACUCCCAACCAAUGCCAAAACUGAACAAUUGUGAAGAUUUGUAACGCCUAAAGAUUGACAACAAGGCGGUGCAAAGAUGAUUCAGUGAUGCAACCAUUCCCCGCACAGCGAACUCUUCCCUAGUCAGCCGGCUCCCCAGCAACUCGGAAACUGCACUUGGAACCCACCAGACCAGGGUAGGACAGAGGACCUGCGAGAUUUUUUUGACCUUUGGACAAGUUCUUCGGGAAGAGGCGGAGAGAGGUGGACUGGCGGCGGUGACCGGGCAUCUCCUCGUGACCCGCUGCGCUGACAAAGCCUCGCCUCAUCACACUGUGUUUCGGAGACCCUGCUGCUCGGCGGCGGCCGGGUGGUCGCAAGGUAGGACGUCAGAGCAUCACCGAUGCCUCCUAUCAGCUGCUGAUCUUCCGCCGGAUAAUGUAACCGAGCCGAAGAUGGGAGCCAACCAUUCUCAUAAAACGCCGGUGUUUGAUGAGGACGAGGACGUGAACUUUGACCACUUCCAGAUCUUAAGAGCAAUUGGCAAGGGCAGCUUUGGGAAGGUAUGCAUUGUACAGAAGAACGACUCGAAGAAGAUGUAUGCUAUGAAAUACAUGAACAAGCAGCAGUGUGUGGAACGUAAUGAAGUGCGGAAUGUAUUCAAAGAAUUGCAGGUUAUGCAGGGUCUGGAGCACCCAUUUCUUGUCAAUUUAUGGUAUUCCUUUCAAGAUGAGGAAGAUAUGUUCAUGGUGGUGGACCUCCUUCUCGGUGGAGACCUUCGUUAUCACCUGCAACAGAAUGUUCACUUUAAGGAGGAAACAGUGAAACUUUAUAUCUGUGAGCUGGCACUGGCACUGGAUUAUCUGCAGAGCAAGCACAUCAUUCACAGGGACAUUAAGCCUGACAACAUUCUUCUUGAUGAUUAUGGGCAUGUGCACAUCACAGACUUCAACAUCGCAGCAAUGGUGAAGGAGGAGAAACAGGCCACCUCUAUUGCAGGCACAAAGCCAUACAUGGCUCCUGAAAUAUUUCAUCCAUUUGUAAAUGGAUGUACUGGCUAUCACUUUGCUGUGGAUUGGUGGUCUCUUGGAAUCACAGCCUAUGAGCUCCUCAAAGGACAAAGACCAUACGAAAUCCGUUCCAGCACCUCUGUUAAUGAAGCCCUUCACAUGUUCAAAUCUGUCAGCAUAAACUAUCCCUCUUCCUGGUCCAGUGGACUGGUGUCAUUGCUUCAGAAGCUGAUUGCAGUCAGCUCGACCCAGCGCUUCUCCAGCCUGGCCGAUAUACAGGACUCUCCUUACUUGGCAGACAUAAACUGGGAUGCUGUCCUGGAGAAGAAGGUCACAGCAGGAUUCAUUCCCAAUAAAGGACAACUAAAUUGUGACCCUACAUUUGAACUCGAAGAAAUGAUUCUGGAGUCGAAACCCCUUCACAAGAAGAAAAAGCGCCUGGCGAAAAAAUUAAAGGAAAAUAGAAAAGACAACUCAACACUGAACCAACACCUACAGCAACAUCUAGACACAGUGCAGAAGGAAUUUAUUGUAUUUAACAGAGAGAGACUCAAACGAAAUCCAGGCCAAACACAAGCUAAAUGUACCGACAAAGAAGAGCUUCACAACGAAAAGGAUGACGGGAGAAACAACAACGUCAUAACAUCAACUUAUACACAGCCACGUUAGGUUUAGCACUGGGAGUGAGUCACUUCUGGGAUCUUCCACACUAGAUAAGGAAGUGCAUAGCACAUCUUUUCAUAGUACAUGUCAGUCCUCUUCAUUAAACAGACAUUGUCAUAGCUGGAGUCAUGGCUCAGUGUCUAAAUACACUGUGCAAUGUAGCACUGAGCAAUAGUCUUGAAGGUCCCGGGUUAACUCCCUGGUGUAUGCUGAUUGAGCUGAUCUUCACUGCAGUAGCAGACAAGGGGGGCAAUUAGGCUCAAAGGGUAAGGGUGUUGGGAAACAACCAGACACCGACCAAAGUAGGUCCCCACUUCCCAGCAUUUGAUGGAAGUCAGCUGAGAGGAAGCUGGAUGGCAGAAUUAUCUUCCGUGGUUGCCUUAACAUGCCAGCAGUAACUGUCAGGGCUAAUAAUUAACGAUUGGCAAUCAGGCAAGCUCCCAGCGUACCCCCAGUACAUCCACAGCUGUAUCAAGAGUUGAUACCUUAGAGAGAGUUAGGGAUAAAAUGGGAGAGUCGUUGAGGAAGGAUUUAAUCUCUCUUUUUGGUUUUAAACCAGAAGAGAUGAAUUUCAUGUCAUUAAUCCCAGAAGGCUAUCCAAAUGCCCCUUUAACAAGUGAUAGUGUCAUAGAGAGAUGCAGCACCGAAACAGGCCCUUCAGCCCACCUAAGUUCGAUCACCAAAGUGACAGAACUAAUCAAAGAAAUGAAAUCUGAUUGACUCAGCACCGACCUCAAUCAUUUGGGCUCCCUUGACCGUGUCAGUAGAACUGAUGUAAAUUCAUCCCAGAACAGUGGAAACCUAUGAGGACCCAAGCCAUCCCAGCCACCCAGCACCUUAAAGAAGAUGUUCAGCCACUGACAGCUACCGUUUGGGGGUUUAGUUGCACUCCACACUAGAUCCCACAUUAGUAGCUUUGACUUCAUGAUUUUGACCAAUGCAGUGGAGAAAAUGGUUCUCUGUCUUUCUGGUUUAUGCCUGUAACUUCCUGUUCUCGAUAUUAUCACUUUUUUUUCAGUGUGGAGAUAAAGUUUUUAAAAAUACACCCAGAUUAAUCUCAUGAUAAGCUUUUCAGAACAAUGUAGCACUUUUUCACC
This is a messenger RNA of Pristis pectinata (smalltooth sawfish), 3396 nucleotides long. Its product is annotated as serine/threonine-protein kinase 32A-like. Lineage: Eukaryota; Metazoa; Chordata; Chondrichthyes; Rhinopristiformes; Pristidae. The coding region runs from base 1082 to 2305 and encodes 407 amino acids. The record is from RefSeq and is a predicted model, not a curated record. Gene Ontology annotation, biological process: protein phosphorylation; G protein-coupled receptor signaling pathway; regulation of signal transduction. The transcript is spliced from 12 exons. Gene Ontology annotation, molecular function: G protein-coupled receptor binding; ATP binding; G protein-coupled receptor kinase activity.